UUAUCUUUAAAAUACAGCUGAAAAUAAAUAUCGUUUGCAGUGGGUACAUACUAUUUAAGAUAAACUUGGAAAAAGAAAAAGAGAAGUUUAAUAAUUAUCUGCUCUACAGAAGAAUGUGUGCUAGCUUACGAAUAUAUACACCGGGUUGUUAAAAGCGUCCGCUAGUGUUAUAUUGGAUUUUAUACACACAGUGGUGCAAACUAGUAAAGUUUUAAACAACGAAAUACUUUGUAUACUUCCGGGUGUGUUGAAAAUGACCUAGUAUAUACAUGUUAUUUGGAGAUAAAAUGAAAAUUAUGUGUCGGAGACACUGUAUUAGAUAUGUUUUUACUUUCAUGACGAUGUGCUUUGUUGUAGGUAUGUACAUGGCAGCUAUUAAACAUAAUAUGGAUGUACACAAACAAUUUCACAUUAAAAGACUUAAAGUGAAAAGGGAUGUACAUGUACAUUCGCGCGUGCACGAAUUCCGGCAACGAAUGACUAAUUUGAAGCCAAUUAAGGAACCACCCCACGUGGAUAAAGACAAAAAUUCGUUCAAAAGAGAAGAUAAUGAUAGUUUACAUGUACAUAUUGUAGAGGAACACCAUGAAGUUAUUCCAUACUGGUUCGCAGCUGUUCGUAAAGGAAUUUUACCUAGAUCAGGCAAUACAUUGGUACAUAUUGACGGACAUUCUGAUCUGGCACCUCCCAGAUUUAUCCCCGGUUAUCCAACAUUCAAGAUGCCACACGAGAAAGAUCUUAGAUAUCUUAUGCAGUCAAAUGACGUUUUCAUACAGGCAUCAGCAAUGACUGGACUUGUCAAUCGUGUGAUCUGGGUGUGGCCGGAUUGGGAUCAAUCAAAUCAUGACUCUAAUUACUUUAUGUCCACUAUUAGUCUCGGAAUGGUCAUGACCGGGCAGAAAACUAAACCAGCCAGAAAAGAGUUCUGCGCAUGUCUGAAAAACGAAACGCGAUUUGAAUGCCGAACAAUUGCUAACAUCAGCAGGCAAGCAAACUAUAGCGUAGAGGAUGAUUAUUUCACAAUUCCGAGGAGUAUGUGUAAAAUAAUGAAAAUUCUCAUAGUAGAAGAAAUUCACGAGUUCAAGGCACUCAGCUUUUUUGGAAAGAGUGACUGGAUUGCGGAAAGCGAAAAUAUCAUCCUAGAUAUUGACGAGGACUAUUUUGGAUGUAGUUAUGCGAUACAGCCUCUGUUGAAAUCUAAUUUAAGUUUAAGCAAGAUCGUUAAGUUAGACAAUCUGAUUGCAGCUCACUUAUGUCCGACCUCCUUCUCUCACGAAAAGGAAUCGGACAAAUAUUUAGUGGAUAUUCUAGCUGUUGCACGGACAAAACGUGCUUGUAUUAAAGACAAUAGAUUGAAACAUACGGACAGGUGUAAUGAGACAGCAAAUGUUGACUUGUUAAAACAUUUCAAACAUAAACUCGAGAGAUUAGUUUCGAAUAACAUUGUACGAAUGUGUUCAAAAUACGACAAUGCCUACGCGUUUGCUCAUAGUUUAGUGACUAAAAUAGCUACUUAUAGCAUUAACCAAAUACGAGCACUUCAGGAAACAGGAUUCUGUUCACAUACAUCAACAAAAACUUUCAGAACGGAUCAAAACACUCCUAGGUUUGGCAUUUGUAAAGGGUCAAACACGCCGGAAGAUACGGCUGUUUUGGAGCACACGCCGACGCUGACGGAACUAGCGACUAGAUCUGUUUUAUUAAAAGGGUUGCUUAAGAAAUUAACCGAUCAUUCAGUGAAAUUAGUGACGGUGUCACGUUCUGUUAGAGAUGGAUAUACGCCGAGACAAUUUUUUGAGCGAAUAGAGGCAAACGUUCUGAAUGGGUUAAAUGAGUCUUUCCACGGCCAAAUAGAUUUGCACUAUGACCGUGAAUUACUCGGCGGGAAGCCAGGAUGGCCUGCGAGACACAAAGCAUAGUUCCAAACUCUGUGAUUAUGUGUGUGCGCUCAAUAUACCACACUAUUUGUGAUAUACUUUGGUAGACUGUUUAUUGGUUAAAUCUUGCCAAACGUACAUUGUAUUUCAAUUGUUUUUUUUCUGUGCAAGUGCGAUGCUAGUUCUACUUAAUUGAAGGAAUUAUUGGAGGACGGUAAUUACUUUUUUUACCAGUUAAACCAAAAAAUGAUAUAUGGCACACUAUUUAUAGUCAGGGGAAAAUAGUGAUCAGGAAAUCCGAAGCAUAAUUAUGUCAACUUCAUAUUUAUUUAUUCUUAAAAUGUUUUAAUUGGUCUGUCUUGUGUCUAUUUAGUAUGAAGGUAAAAAUUACGUUCAACCUUUACUGUCUAAGAAGAGGAUAAAUUCUUUAUGGAAAUGAGAAAGCAAUAUAUUCUUUUUAAUAUAAGACCAUCGGCCUAAUAAAAUAAUUGUCAGAUAUAUGUAAAUAUGGUAUAUUAUCUCUAUGAUAUAUAACUUUGGUUAUGUAAAAAUUACACAUUAUUGAUCACCUAGAAAAAUCUCUCGGUAUACAAUUCAUUAUGUCUAUGAAAAAAAAACUACGCUAAUAUCUAUAUUUAUGUAAAAACAUUAACCAACUAAAACCGGAAGUGAUUUGUCAUUGACGUUAGUACAGAGCCAUGUCAGUCAAACACGGCCGUGUAGUUAGACCAGGCUCUAUACUGUUAUUUAACUAUCUAGAUUUUCCAAAACGAUAAUGGACAAUUCCAUUUCGUCACCUUAGUGCAGUAAUGGGUUAACGCCUUAGACGAUUUUAUAGGAGUUAACCCGUUACUGCAAUAAGUUGACGAUUUACAAAAUUAAGCCGGUUAGGUGUUGAACUAAUCCGUUAUUAACAAUAAAAGGAAAUAUCACUUUGAUGUAAAAGUUGAUCCUGAUGUACACGUUACCAUAAAGUCGUCUGCUGGGCUUGCUAGUAAAUGUAUGCAUAUCAUUCACUGUAUAAUCAUUAUGUUCAGUUUUAGCUUUAAAAGCUUACUGUAUCAUGGGAGGAUGGCGGAAUGUUACAC
Messenger RNA from Ruditapes philippinarum (Manila clam), 2965 nucleotides. RefSeq names its product UPF0489 protein C5orf22 homolog. The record is from RefSeq and is a predicted model, not a curated record. NCBI's taxonomy places the organism in Eukaryota, Metazoa, Mollusca, Bivalvia, Venerida, Veneridae. The coding region runs from base 270 to 1919 and encodes 549 amino acids. The transcript has 4 exons.